AUGAAUUCAUGGCAACGCAUGAGCUCACUGGGACAAGUUGCACAUCUACCCCAUGAUCACACGGGUUUUGAGGAUGCCACUACACUGGAACAGUCACUAGCUUCGCCUGAGUUCUAUCUAGCUAUCUUUUGUCGACCCCAUGGCCUGACUUAG
Molecule: messenger RNA, 153 nt
Organism: Plasmopara halstedii
Lineage: Eukaryota; Oomycota; Peronosporomycetes; Peronosporales; Peronosporaceae
Exons: 3
Coding region: 1-153 (50 amino acids)
Source: RefSeq, a predicted model, not a curated record